Molecule: messenger RNA, 1375 nt
Organism: Artibeus jamaicensis (Jamaican fruit-eating bat)
Lineage: Eukaryota; Metazoa; Chordata; Mammalia; Chiroptera; Phyllostomidae
Gene: MRPL3
Product: mitochondrial ribosomal protein L3
Exons: 10
Coding region: 157-1206 (349 amino acids)
Biological process (GO): translation
Cellular component (GO): ribosome; mitochondrial large ribosomal subunit
Molecular function (GO): structural constituent of ribosome
Source: RefSeq, a predicted model, not a curated record
AAAGGCUCUUGCGCUUUUUUUCCCGUCCGGUAGAGAAACGGCGGAUAGCCGGCGUGACAGCUCUGGGUCGGUAGCGGUGGGUGCGUGGGGACUCCCUGAAGGUACAGUGGAGGGGUCCCCGGAAGUCUGGCGACUCGAGCCCUCUCCGGCUCCUCCAUGCUUGGCUGGAGGCUGCUAGCUCAGGCCCGCUUCCAGGUGCUGCUGGGCCGCCACGCCGGGGGCCUGGAUGCUGCCCCGGGCUCCGGGAACAGAGCAGACAGCUGGCUGUUAGUUAGAAGUCUCCAUGGCAAGAGUAGUACUUGGUGGGAUGAGCAUCUUUCUGAAGAAAAUGUUCCAUUUGUUAAGCAGUUGGUCUCGGAUGAAGAUAAAGCUCAAUUAGCAAGUAAACUGUGUCCUCUGAAAGAUGAACCAUGGCCUGUACACCCUUGGAAACCAGGUUCCCUUAGAGUAGGCCUUGUUGCACUGAAGUUGGGCAUGAUGCCUUUAUGGACCAAAGAUGGUCAAAAGCAUGUGGCCACAUUACUCCAGGUACAAGACUGUCAUGUCCUAAAAUAUACUCCAAAGGAAAACUAUGAUGGAAAAAUGGGAGCCCUAACUGUAGGAGGAAAAACUGUAUCCCGUUUCCAUAAAUCUACACCUAAAUUGGAAUUUUACCAACAACUUGGAUUGCCACCAAAACAGAAAAUUAAAAUAUUUCGCAUAACAGAUAAUGCUGCAAUUAAACCAGGCACUCCUCUCUACGCUGCUCACUUUCGCCCAGGACAGUACGUGGAUGUCACAGCCAAAACUAUUGGUAAAGGUUUUCAAGGUGUCAUGAAACGAUGGGGAUUUAAAGGCCAGCCUGCUACUCAUGGUCAAACGAAAACUCACAGGAGACCUGGAGCUAUUUCAACUGGUGAUGUAGCAAGAGUCUGGCCUGGAACUAAAAUGCCUGGACAAAUGGGAAACAUCGAUAGGACAGAAUUUGGACUGAAAGUGUGGAGAAUAAACACAAAGCACAAUAUAAUCUAUGUAAAUGGCUCUGUACCUGGACAUAAAAAUUGCUUAGUAAAGAUCAGAGAUUCUAAACUACCUGCAUAUAAAGAUUUCGGUAAAAAUCUGCCAUUCCCCACGUAUUUCCCUGACGGAGAUGAAGAGGAGCUACCAGAAAAUUUGUAUGAUGAAGAUGUGUGUCUCCCCAGCUCCCCUUCGGUCACAUUUGCCUGACCUCAUGGACACGGAAGAGCAGCACAUGUGUUUUUAACUUGGAUGAGCCAGAACAGUCAGACACCCAGGAAUUAUACAUAGUUUGCUUUUUAGGCCACAAGAAUGUCACACUUGCCACCUUUGUCAAGGGCAAAAAUGUGUCAUUCAUCCUUCAAUGGCAUUUUUAAAC